AUGACGACUUCUCAAAUAACCAUUUGCAUUCUCGGUAUAGCAACUACACUGCUCUGUGCAACUUCUUUCGCACAAGUUGUGAACUUUACUUAUAGUGGAGAUACUGGUCCGCCGUAUUGGAGUCAGUUAAGUCCAGCUUAUGCUGCGUGUUCCAAAGGAAGAAUUCAAUCACCUAUAAACAUCGAAACGAACGAUGCCGUUUAUAAUCCAAACCUCCUGCCACAAUUGUUAUACGGGGAAGGUGUAGGUUCGGUCCUUAUAGACGGAAAGAAGCACAAUUUAUUGCAAUCACAUUGGCAUUCUCCUUCUGAACAUACCAUUGAUGGAAUUCGCUAUGAUGUAGAGCUUCAUCUAGUUCACAAAUCCGAUGACAACACUACUUUGUCUGUCAUUUCAAUCCUGUAUCGAUUAGGAAAACCCGAUUCGUUCGUCUCUCAAGUAAAGGACCAGUUACAUAAAAUGAACAAGAAGGUGCGCAUAUGGACUGUCAAAAAGGUUCCUAUCAAACUUGUUAGAACCGAAGAAUUGAAGUGUACAAUACCAUAUUAUAGAUACCUUGGUUCUCUUACUGCUCCACCGUGUACUGAGCAAGUUAUCUGGACUAUUCUUGGCCAGGUGAGGGAGAUCUCCAAACAACAAGUAGCUGCACUAAAGGCAGCACUGGGUAAAUCGUACCAAAGAAAUGCAAGGCCUCUACAGAAAUUGAACGGGAGGCGAGUAGAAGCUUGGAAAUAG
Molecule: messenger RNA, 735 nt
Organism: Papaver somniferum (opium poppy)
Lineage: Eukaryota; Viridiplantae; Streptophyta; Magnoliopsida; Ranunculales; Papaveraceae
Product: alpha carbonic anhydrase 1, chloroplastic-like
Exons: 6
Coding region: 1-735 (244 amino acids)
Molecular function (GO): zinc ion binding; carbonate dehydratase activity
Source: RefSeq, a predicted model, not a curated record